AUGUCGGGCGUUUCUACGUAUACGUUUUAUGGGAGGGAUUUCACACCGACGAACCAAGCCCGACUCCUGAGCCAAGCGCGCAAUCAGAGCACCGGGAGCGCUCGUGCACUUUUCCGGCACUUUGAAGUGCAAAGUUCCGCACUAGCUUUUUCGGAGGAACGUGAGCGGGCGCUGCGGCACUCUGGCCUCACGGAGGCUCUGUUUGUUUUCGCUCGUGAGCUAGACGCAACGGGCAGACGGGACUACUUCGUCGGCACGCUCGACUCGUUUCUUUACAAGAGCUGGCGUUACGUUCCGCGUUGCUUCAGCGAAGUACUCAGAGAGGGCUUCGCGUGCAAGCUCUUCUUUGACCUGGAACAACGCCUUUGCCCGGACUGGGCGGACGAGCACCGCAGCCGAGUUGUUCAGCAGCUUGAUGCUGCGGUUGAGCGUCUCGUUCGAGUUGUCCGAGAGGCUGUGCGAGAGUGCGCAGGCGCGGACGUUGGGAGUCGGUUUCUCGAGGUUCUGGAACUGGACUCUAGCAUACCGGCGAAGUACUCACGGCACCUGAUAUUUCCCGGAGUUUUGCUGCAUGAUAACAUGGCUGUUGGCUGUUUUGUGAGGACCAGAGUUCUUCCGCGGCUUGAGAACGAGCUGCCAGAGGGUUUCAUUGAUAUCAGUGUUUACUCGCGGAAUCGGUGCUUUCGACUACCGUAUUCUCAAAAGUUUGGACGCGAUAAGGUUUUCGAGCCGACCGCAAGAUGGAUGGGCUCGAUAUUGUGUGCCUUGUCCACCGAGGAGCAGCGGGCCCAAGUUCUCCGCACUGCAAUGCUGACGAAUGCAUUUUAUGAAACGUCGUGCUCGCUCGAGCUGCCGCUGCCGCGGACGGGCGGCACUGCCCCGCCCGUGCACUCUGCGAAGCAUACGCCGAGUGCACCAAUGCCGGUUUCUGGUCUGGAACCAGGCCGUCUUCGCUCUCUUUUUCCAGCAAUUGAAGACUAUGUCAUCGAGUAUGCGCGCUCGAAGGAUACCUCCACGUGGCCCCGUAUCCGGAACUGGAUGUACUUCGCCUCCUCACGCACGCUGCUACUUUCGAUGGCGAAUCAUCGCUACUGCGCACGCGUUCGUCGGCAGCACCAAUCGAAUCAUGUGAUCUAUGUUGUUGAUCUGAAUCAGAGCGUAAUGUUUCAGAAGUGUCUUGAUCCGGAGUGUGCAAACUGGCGUUCCGAGCUGCAUGCGCUCCCGCUUGUCGUGCUUGGGCCCAGCUGCGCUGCAGAAGCUGCUAGUGCAACCGGAGCUGAAGACGCGCUUGAUCGAGCUGCGCUCGAAGCGCUCACUAUCGUCGAGGCCUGCUCUGGGUCAGAAGACGCGUUGCUCUACGAUUUGGUGACUGCGGCGGAGGUGCAGUACGGGGGAGCAAAGCAGUGGGAACGCGCGACCCCUGUGAAUGAUGAUGGGUUUCUUGGCCUCGUCGAGGUGUGCGAGUUGAGCGAGGAUCUCUGUGCCAUACAGAUGCACGUGAAUGCUGAUGAGUUUUCGUGA
This is a messenger RNA of Cyanidioschyzon merolae strain 10D, 1521 nucleotides long. RefSeq lists its product as hypothetical. Gene Ontology annotation, biological process: response to UV; replication fork processing; mitochondrial DNA replication. Gene Ontology annotation, molecular function: chromatin binding; DNA-directed DNA polymerase activity. NCBI's taxonomy places the organism in Eukaryota, Rhodophyta, Bangiophyceae, Cyanidiales, Cyanidiaceae. Bases 1 to 1521 code for a protein of 506 amino acids. The transcript has a single exon. The record is from RefSeq and is a predicted model, not a curated record. Gene Ontology annotation, cellular component: mitochondrial matrix; nucleus.